AUGCCAUUCUCCACCAAAAUGACCCCGACACCUCCUUCUACAAACUCCUCGAGUGCUGGCCACUCUCCAGAUUACAGAGUCGUCCGGAAACGAAACCGGGUACCUUUGUCAUGUGGGCCUUGUCGGCACAGAAAGCUGAAAUGCAAUCGUACGAAUCCUUGCGAAAACUGCAUCAAACGAGGAGAUGCUGCUUCAUGUAAUUACGCGCAGCCCAACUCGCGCAAAAAGAACUCAUCUCAGCAGUCGUCCAAUACACCGGAUGAUAUGCAAAACCGCAUCGAUCGGUUAGAAGGCUUGGUUCUUUCGUUAAUGACAAACGGCUCUCAGUCUGCGGGUCCGGCUGCUGCAAUGGCGGCGCUCUCCGGGGAAAGUAGUGGGGGUUCGACUCGGUUCUCCCAUGACCUCGAUAUCGAAGAGGAGGGUAUGGAGGGCGCUGAAGAGAGUGAAACGGACCAGGUGACGAAGUCAUUUGGUAUCAUGAAGAUGGACAAUAACAAGUCUUAUUACAUCAGUGACGCUCAUUGGGCGUCUGUAUUGAAUGAUAUCUCCGAGGUGCGAAGUUUCUUCACAACGCACAAGAAGCAAAUAGAUGAGCAACUUGAGAAAGUCAAAGCGGCCCGACCAGUUACUGAUACACCAGGCUCGACUAUGUUGUUUGGUAUCAAUAAACCGAUGAGCCGUUCCGAGAUCAUGACUGGCUUGCCUUCUAAGUAUACAACCGACAUUCUUAUUGCUCGCUAUUUCAAUUGCUAUGACCCUGCAACCCAUGUUCUUCAUGGGCCCACCUUCCAAGCACAGUAUAAUAAACAUUGGGAGGAUCCUGCCGCGACCGAGCUCGUUUGGAUUGCCAUGCUCUUUGCAAUGAUGAGAUUGGCAAUGCUAUCUUACCACCGCGAAGGCGAUGAGCCACCUGAAUUCCGGGGCAAGUCCAUGGACAUGGCUGGGGGAUUCCGAAAUUCUGUAGCACAGUGCUUGACAUUGGCUGACUACACGAAACCUCACCCCUUUUUGAUUGAAGCGCUUGUGUUUCAUUUGCAUGGCGAUUACUCUCAGACCCGAGAGGCGGACAUCUCGAUCUGGGUCAUGACUGGCGUUGUUGUUCGCCUAGCAAUGCGAUCGGGAUACCACCGUGACUCCAAAAUGUUCCCAAACAUCACACCUUUCCAGGGUGAGAUGCGACGGCGAGUGUGGACCUUUGUGCGCCAAGCCGACCUUCUAUUCUCAUACCAGGUCGGGUUGCCGGGCAUGAUCCGGGGUACAGAUAGCGAUACCGAGCUACCACGGAAUUUGUACGAUGAUGAUUUCGAUGAAGACUGCAAGGAGCUUCCGCCCCCCGCGCGCCUGUCGUAUGCAUUCGGUCGUGUGGUUGAACAAAACUCUGCUGUCUCGUCGGCGCCAUACGAAAAGGUGAUGGAAAUCGACGCGGAACUCCGACAGGCAAGGGACUUGAUCCCUGAGCACUUGCAUAUUCGGCCUAUGGAGGAGUGCCAGUUGGAUCCUAUUAAUAUUAUCAUGUCGCGAUUUGACGUAAUGGCCGUAUACAACAAAGCUCAGUGUGUGCUUCAUCGCCCGUAUCUGGUUCGCGCUCGAGAAAAUCCUCGUUUCACCUAUUCUCGAAGGACAUGUAUCGACUCAGCAAUGGAGUUAUUGCAAGUCCAGGCGAUCCUGCACGCGGAAACGCGCAACGGACGCCUCCGCAGUCGCCAGAGCCGAGUAACUUCCCUCAGUUCAGCCGACUUCUUGCUAGCAGCCACCAUUGUUAGUCUCGACCUAUACCAUGGCCUGUCAUUGCAGGUGAGCGGCCGGCCAUCGGGAGACACGUACACAUGGGGCCGAGAGCGGCGCGAUGAAAUGACUGCCGCGAUCCAACUCUCGAAAGAAAUUUGGGAUGAGUCGUGUGAUGAGAGCAUGGAAGCAUGGAAAGCAUCCAGCGUUCUGGGUGUGAUGCUCAGCAAGCUGCAAAUGUCGGUCCCAGGCCAUGAAAAUAGCGCUGGAGCUGCUUUUGAGCCUCAAGAUGAGAAGCAGAAUGCGGCAAUGACCCUCGGACUGCUGAGCAGCGGAAUGAGCCCGAUGAACCCGGGCCCUCCACCAUUUGCUGAUCCCAUGUUCAAGAUGGGAGAUUCGCCAAUGGGAACAGGAGCAGGUGGCGCGGGCGCCUCGGCCGAAAUGCCGGGUGUGCUUUCACCCUUUAGCAGCAUGUUCGGGCAGAUGCCAGACAUGCAGGUUAAUCUGGAUUGGGAUGCUUGGGACACAUACAUCCAAAACCCAACCCUCGACACAACCAAUCAAUUCUGGCCUAUGAUUGAUGCACAGCGCCAAGCAACCCCACAGUCUGGAGGCAUGUCACAGCCUUCAGUAUCUAGUUCUCUGACCUCAGGGCGGGUGCCAUCAAUUAGUGGUCUUCCACGGCAACCGACAAUGUACUCAGCAUCCUCCAACAGUCCCGAUAGUGGAGGUGUACCAUUAACAGGAUACGGCAUGACGCCAAUGCCUCAACAAAACGAUGGCCGGGGCCAAGGUCCCCAAUGA
This is a messenger RNA of Penicillium samsonianum, 2529 nucleotides long. RefSeq lists its product as uncharacterized. The transcript is spliced from 8 exons. The record is from RefSeq and is a predicted model, not a curated record. NCBI's taxonomy places the organism in Eukaryota, Fungi, Ascomycota, Eurotiomycetes, Eurotiales, Aspergillaceae. Gene Ontology annotation, molecular function: RNA polymerase II cis-regulatory region sequence-specific DNA binding; DNA-binding transcription activator activity, RNA polymerase II-specific; zinc ion binding. The coding region runs from base 1 to 2529 and encodes 842 amino acids. Gene Ontology annotation, cellular component: nucleus. Gene Ontology annotation, biological process: DNA-templated transcription; regulation of transcription by RNA polymerase II.